Molecule: messenger RNA, 240 nt
Organism: Prunus armeniaca (apricot)
Lineage: Eukaryota; Viridiplantae; Streptophyta; Magnoliopsida; Rosales; Rosaceae
Source: the annotation of a GenBank genome assembly
AUGGCAGAUAUUGCAAUUUUGGUAGCUGAAGAGUAUGAGAGGAGGGUGAAGAAUGCAAGGAAGGCUGGGUCUGCUUUAGGAGAUCAUCAGCUGGAGACUGACUUGUUUUCCUGCGUUUCAGUUAUGGCUCACUCCCUCCACAAGAAGAUUGGACAAGAAAAGAUGGAGUUUGUCAAGUGGGUUAUGGAGCCCAAGAGCCAGAUUGGUCUUGAGGCCUCCAAUGGCUUCUUCUCUGCUUGA